Culex quinquefasciatus (southern house mosquito) is the source of this 702-nucleotide messenger RNA. RefSeq lists its product as uncharacterized. The transcript has 3 exons. Bases 1 to 702 code for a protein of 233 amino acids. The record is from RefSeq and is a predicted model, not a curated record. NCBI's taxonomy places the organism in Eukaryota, Metazoa, Arthropoda, Insecta, Diptera, Culicidae.
AUGACUGCGACGCGUGCGGCGGACACAAAGUACCUGGAUUACUACAACGUCGUCGUCGUCGUCAUCAUCGUUGACGCGGGCCCGGGACUACUCUCGGGAAGAGCGCAGAGCCCGGUCGAGUGUCGCCGGCGCCGGUGUUGCCUCGGGCCAUGCCACCGUGACCUGGGACCAAAGGUGCACAAAAAAAAGCUCGGAGAAGCGGUGAGUGGUGAGACCCUGCCGGCACUGCUUGUAACGAGUCCUUCAAGCAAAGUUGGAAGUGAAGUGGAAGAUCCGGUAGACGCCAUCCCGGAGGAAAGCCGUCCGACGAUCUGGAGAUCCGGACGCAAGCAGGAGGAGCCUGCGUUGAUUUGUGGACAUCCAGAACCCCUCGGUGUUCGUACGCUUCGCGUACAGGCCGGCACAGACGCAUUCGUCCGCCGUAAGCCACCCGACACCCGCGGUAUUCCCCGCGCGGUACAUCAUACCGCCGAGCACGAUCGCUCACGCACGAGGAUCGCCCGCGACACCGUUCCGGUGUGGGAACCGCCCUCGCGACGCCGCCAUUUUGGUCUUCUGACCAACCGUCGCGAGAUAAGACGCCAGCCUCGCCAGCCGUUAUACCAACCAACGCCGGAAACCAGGCAGACCGGUGGAUUCGUCCGCCGUAGUCCCAGAGUCCGUCAACAUACUCGGGAGCGUCGAGGCAGGUGGCGCAGAUGA